AUGACCACCAUCAAGAACGUCGCGAUUGUGGGGGCUUCGGGGAACUUGGGAAAACGAAUUCUUGGCUCCCUUAUCGACUACGGCAAAUUCAACGUCACCGUUGUUACUCGUGAAUCGUCCCAAGCCAGCUUCCCAGCUUCCGUCAAAGUCGUCCGCGCCAACUAUGAAUCCGUCAAAUCCGUCACUUCCGCCUUUCAAGGCCAAGAUGCGGUCAUCUCAGCGGUUGGUGUGGCAGGGUUCCAAGGCCAAACCGUCCUUAUCGAUUCUGCCAUCGCAGCAGGCGUGAAACGAUUCCUGCCUUCCGAAUUUGGCAGUGAUACCUCCCUCCCAACCACUGCGGCCCUACCGGUCUUUAAGGAUAAAAUUGCAACGAGGAGGUACCUUGAGGAUAAGGUCACAAAAACACCCGGAAUGACAUAUACGUAUAUUAUUAAUGGUCCGUUCUUCGACUUUGGAGUCCAAUCAGGGUUCCUCCUGAACUGGAAAGAUGGUACGCCCAAGAUCUACGAUGGCGGAAAUCAACUUUUCAGUGCUACAACUCUAGCGUCUGUCGGUCAAGCUGUCGUAGGCGUGUUAAGCCAUUAUGAGGAGACUAAGAAUCGUGAUGUAUUUGUGCAUGACGUGGUCACAUCCCAGAACCGCAUCUUGGAGGUAGCGAAAAAGGCCGCUCCGGAGAAGAAAUGGGAGCCUAUCAAUGUCAACCUUGCGGAGCUGGAGAACGACACUAAGAAGGCGUUGGCAAAGGGUGAUGCACCACUGUAUAUCCUAUUCAACUACAUCCUGAUUUCAAUUUUCGGCCAGGGAUAUGGUGGGCUAUUUAAAGCCACUGACAACGAACUUUUAGGUGUUUCGGUGAAGGCGGAAGCUGAUUUCGAGGCGACUCUGAAGCAAAUAUUUAGUAGUGGGAAGUAG
Molecule: messenger RNA, 912 nt
Organism: Venustampulla echinocandica
Lineage: Eukaryota; Fungi; Ascomycota; Leotiomycetes; Helotiales; Pleuroascaceae
Product: Isoflavone reductase family protein-like protein CipA
Exons: 2
Coding region: 1-912 (303 amino acids)
Molecular function (GO): oxidoreductase activity
Source: RefSeq, a predicted model, not a curated record